AUGGCUAUCAAAAAAUCAUCAAAGAGUAAGGGAAAUGUCAGAAGAGAGGUAGCACCUGAGGUAUUCCAAGAUUCUCAAGCAAGAAAUCAGCUUGCCAAUGCACCAGUGGAGGCUGAGAAAUCACGUCUUAGAAGAGGAACGAAAUUACAGGUCAGUAAAGAACAAGCAAAGGCUAGGUUAUAUGGUGCCAAGAAAAAUCCAUCUAAGAAAAUUAAUGAGAAGGAUUUGGAUAUUCCAACCUUAAACAGGGCUAUUAUACCUGGUGUAAAAAUAAAGAGAGGGAAGAAAGGGAAGAAAUUCAUUGCAGAUAAUGAUUCACUUACUCUAAAUAGGUUGAUCAAAACUAUUGGAGAUAAAUAUGAUGACUUGACAGAAAGUAAAUUGGAAAAGGCUAGAAGAUUGGAAGAAAUCCGUGAGUUGAAAAGGAAAGAAAUGGAGAGAAAAGAGGAUGAUAAAAAAGAUAAACUAGAAGAAAAGAAAGAUGAGCUUAAGAAGAGCGCUUCUGCAGCCAGAAGUUUACGUAGGAAGAAUAAGAGGGACAUUGCAAGAGUAUCCAGAGAAGAAUUAGCAACAGAUUCCGAAAAGAAGAAGAAGAAAAAGGUUUCAUUUGCUUAA
Molecule: messenger RNA, 615 nt
Organism: Naumovozyma castellii
Lineage: Eukaryota; Fungi; Ascomycota; Saccharomycetes; Saccharomycetales; Saccharomycetaceae
Product: Loc1p
Exons: 1
Coding region: 1-615 (204 amino acids)
Source: RefSeq, a predicted model, not a curated record